Molecule: messenger RNA, 1433 nt
Organism: Corythoichthys intestinalis (scribbled pipefish)
Lineage: Eukaryota; Metazoa; Chordata; Actinopteri; Syngnathiformes; Syngnathidae
Gene: sco2
Product: protein SCO2 homolog, mitochondrial
Exons: 2
Coding region: 545-1330 (261 amino acids)
Biological process (GO): mitochondrial respiratory chain complex IV assembly
Source: RefSeq, a predicted model, not a curated record
UAAAUACGCCCGGAUUGUAGAUGACUCACCACUCCAAAAGAAACGCUUUAUGACGUCUAAACCAUUUCAUUUUUAUGACUAAGUGGGGUAAAAACAGGUUUUGGGGGAGUCCGCUUGCUCCAAAGGCAAACCUUCUUUAGCUUCGUGGGGAAACGUCUUCAUGAAUGAAACUCAUCGAUUUGGGUUUAUGAAAGCACGCAUGACGCCAUCAAAAGGCGACAGAUGAGCACGAAAGGUGGGAACGGAAGCUAAAUGUGUCGUUUCGCUCCGAAAGAAAAUAAAUGAGUGAAUGUUGCUCGAAAUGCCGACUUUAAAAGCUUUGGCGUUUCAUUCGUAAAACGAACCGUACCAAUUCUGGUGCAAAAUACCGUUGUUGUUUUUGUGGGGCGACGUCCGGUAGCUGGCGGUAAACUUGCUAGCGAACGCUAUUCGACGGAAGAGGAAGGAGUCGCACCCGAUAGCAUCGUGCUAAUGUCAUUGAGAAUGCUUUUCUCCCCCCCCCACCCUCUACAUUUGAUGUAACUCAAAACCUACAGGACUCAAGAUGUUGGCGCUCCGGUGGGCGGCGGCAGGUCUCCGCGGACGCGCGCGGGCAGAAGGUCCGCGCCGGCUCUUGGUCCGCCCGUCCUCCGCGCCGACUCCCUUCCGCCCCUGGUCCGGACCCGGAGGCGAGCGAGGAUCCGGCCGGUUGAAGCUGCGGACGCGGGUGGCGGUGACGGCGCUGUUGGGCGGCGGCCUCCUGGCGGCCUGGGCCCGGAUGGACUGGAAGAAGCGUCAGAAAGAGCUGCGUCUGCGCCAAGAGCAGCUGCAGCGGGUGGCGCUGGGUCAGGGCAACUUCAGCCUGCUGGACCACCGCGGGCGGCGACGCACCAAGCGAGACUUCCUGGGCAGCUGGGUGCUGCUCUACUUCGGCUUCACGCGCUGUCCCGACAUCUGCCCCGACGAGCUGGACAAGAUGAGCGAGGUGGUGGCCGCCCUGGACCUGGACCCCUCGCUGCCGCCCGUGCAGCCGCUCUUCAUCACCGUCGACCCCGAGCGGGACCACGCGGAUGCGCUGGCGCGCUACGUCAGAGACUUUCACCCUCGCCUGCUGGGACUGACGGGCACGGUCGAGGAGGUGAAGGAGGCGGGGAGGGACUACCGCGUCUACGCCAGCCGCGGCCCCCCGGACCCGGACGGCGACUACCUGGUAGACCACACCAUCCUCAUCUACCUGAUCGACCCCCAAGGACUCUUCGUGGACUAUUACAACCGUCUUAAGGACAAGGAGCACAUCGCCGACAGCGUACGACGUCACAUCGUACAAGACCGACAAAUGCGAGGCUCGUGACGCCGAGUCGCCCGCCUCGGACCUCUUGGGAAGAUCUCGAAACAUUGUUUUCUGGCCAGACGUUAUGUUGAAAUCCAUAUCAUUAAAAAUGAUGUCAUUGCAA